AUGGCAUACUUUAUAUUACUUUUCCUCCCUUGUGUUUCCAGUGUACGCACGCUCAUAUUCGUCCCUUCGUAUGGAAGAGUCAUCUCCAAAGAGCCGUACACGGAGAGCAGGAAAGUUCUUACUACAGAGGACAAAGAAUGUAAAUUCCCAUUUCGUCAGGGGGGAAGGAUUCAUCAUCACUGCCUCACCAGCCGAUCCUCAAAACAAUGGUGCUCCCUCACUCAUAAUUUUGAUCGUGACCGGCAGUGGGGCUACUGUGCACCAGAGAAAACUCAGCUAGGCGUUAUUGACCCCACGUCACUCCCACCCACAGAUCCAUGUCAGGUGAAUCCUUGUCAGAAUGGAGGCGUCUGCACGCCGAUCCCACACAGACGUUUGUUUGAGUGCUCCUGUCCUGAAAACGUCACUGGAAGCGUCUGUGAGCAGAAGAAGUGCUAUGAAACCGUACACCUGCACUAUUAUGACAUCGGAGAGUCUUGGGGACGAAUUCACCUCCGUAAUGUGGAACAGUGCACAUGUGUGGCAGGGGAAAUCAAGUGUGAAAGGGUUCGCUACACAAUGUGCCGCUCAAACCCUUGUCAGAAUGACGGAACGUGUCGACUGAUCACAGCCACCGGCAAAGAAGUGUGUAACUGCAGAUGGGCCUACAGCGGUCCGUACUGUAACUUCGAGCCCGAGGCAGAGUGCUAUAACAACAAGGGCACAUAUUACAGAGGGGUGGUGGGCACCCCGGUGUCCGGCGCCAGGUGUGUGGCCUGGAACUCAGACCUGCUGUAUGACGAGUUCCAUGUGGGCACGGUGGGCGCCUCCCUCCUCAGGGGCCUGGGGGAGCAUGCCUACUGCAGAAACCCAGAUAAGGACAAGAUGCCGUGGUGCUACACGCUAAAUGACGGCGCCAUCUCCUGGGAGUACUGCAACGUCCCCUCCUGUGUGAUGUCUGUGUCUUCACGAAGGAUUAUGCCGUUUGCUGUCCUGCCAACCACUAAAAAACCCAACCCCUCAAAGCCCACCAAAAAGCAUGUGUGUGGCAAAAAGCACAAGAAGAGGUUAUCAAUACCCAGGGGCCGGAUAUUGGGCGGAAACUCUGCUCUGCCAGGUACUCACCCCUGGAUGGCAGCCAUUUACAUCGGACAGUCAGACUUCUGCGCCGGCACCCUGGUCUCCUCUUGCUGGAUCGUCUCUGCAGCUCACUGCUUCUUCCGCAACCCCCUGAGGUCUCAGCUUCGAGUGGUGCUCGGCCAGCAGAAUAUCAACGUCACUGGUCCCAACACCAGGACAUUUGGAGUGGAGCAGUAUGUCUUUCCGAAACAGUUCUCAGUGUUUAAUCCAACACUACAUGACAUUGUCCUGAUCAAACUGGCGAAGCAGGACGGGCGGUGUGUGAGGAGAACCCCGUUCAUCAGGCCCAUCUGUCUCCCAGACAAAAGCACCACGUUCCCUGAUGAGUACUGCUGUACUAUUAGCGGCUGGGGACACAUGUAUGAGAAGGCGGAGGGUUACUCUAGUCUGCAGGAGGCCAUAGUCAGGCUGAUUCCUCAUGAAGCUUGUCGGAGACAAGAUGUUUACGGCAACCAUGUCACCGCUGACAUGAUGUGUGCAGGGCUCAACAACUGUGUCGACGCCUGCCAGGGUGACUCCGGAGGCCCUCUGGCUUGUGCGAGGAAUGAUGUCAGCUUCCUGUAUGGGAUCAUCAGCUGGGGAGACGGCUGCGGCCGCUCUAAUAAACCUGGCGUUUACACUAAAGUGGUGAACUAUAUCGAUUGGAUCAAUUCAGUGAUCAGACGCAAACCCAAGGCUUCGUGAAUGAACAUU
Messenger RNA from Anoplopoma fimbria (sablefish), 1812 nucleotides. RefSeq names its product hepatocyte growth factor activator (gene hgfac). Gene Ontology annotation, biological process: zymogen activation; blood coagulation. Gene Ontology annotation, cellular component: extracellular region. The transcript is spliced from 14 exons. Gene Ontology annotation, molecular function: serine-type endopeptidase activity. Lineage: Eukaryota; Metazoa; Chordata; Actinopteri; Perciformes; Anoplopomatidae. The record is from RefSeq and is a predicted model, not a curated record. The coding region runs from base 1 to 1803 and encodes 600 amino acids.